GCGUCUCUAGUCCAAAAACUCUAUAUGUCUGGUUCAAAAGCAGAUGCAGCAGCCAUAGCUCCAAUAGUCAUGAUGGAGCCUCAUCAUCUCCUUAUGAACUGGAACAAACCUAUUGAUCUCAUUACACAAGAAAACUCUUUUAACCACAAUCCUCAUUUCAUGGUAGAUCCACCUUCCGAAACCCUAAGCCACUUCCAGCCCCCGCCGACAGUCUUCUCCGAUCACGGAGGAGGAGAGGAAGCAGAAGACGAAGAAGGAGAGGAAGAGAUGGAUGAGAUGAAGGAGAUGCAAUACGCGAUUGCUGCCAUGCAGCCCGUAGACAUCGAUCCAGCCACCGUUCCUAAGCCGAACCGCCGUAACGUAAGGGUAAGCGAGGACCCCCAGACGGUGGUGGCUCGUCGGCGUAGAGAAAGGAUAAGCGAGAAGAUCCGGAUAUUGAAGAGGAUGGUGCCAGGCGGUGCAAAGAUGGACACUGCCUCCAUGCUCGACGAAGCCAUCCGCUACACCAAGUUCUUGAAACGGCAGGUGACUUCUUCAGCCUCACACUCAGCUUGGGGCUCCUAUGUCUGACCCUUCUUGCCUUUGUUAUUACCACAACUCGGAUACCUAAUUAUAAUUCUAUCACGCGUUUCAUGUUGAUAUAUAUAGAUAAAUGGUCGAAUAAGGAUUUCGAUCGAAGAUUGUAUGGCUAUUGAUUACAUUAUAUAUUGUACAAUAAAUGAUGAGUGUAUUUCUAUUAAUGUAUGAUAUAUAUCUGUUUGCAGUA
Molecule: messenger RNA, 766 nt
Organism: Brassica oleracea var. oleracea
Lineage: Eukaryota; Viridiplantae; Streptophyta; Magnoliopsida; Brassicales; Brassicaceae
Product: transcription factor IND
Biological process (GO): regulation of DNA-templated transcription
Molecular function (GO): DNA-binding transcription factor activity; protein dimerization activity
Source: RefSeq, a predicted model, not a curated record